GCUCCGGCUGUUAUUUCAGCCCUUCCCCGCCCCGCCCGCCGGACUUCGGCCCUUCCGCGCCGCGCGGUGCGACCCGCGGAGCUCCGCCAUGGCCAAGUUUCUGUCCCAGGAUCAAAUUAAUGAGUUCAAGGAGUGCUUUUCGCUCUACGACAAGAACCACAAAGGGAAGAUCAGGGCUGCAGACCUGCUGGCUGUGAUGCGCUGCCUGGGGGUCAGCCCCACGCCGGCUGAGGCACAGCGGCACCUGCACCUGCACAAGAUCGAGCGCAAUGCAGAGCUGGACUUCUCCACCUUCCUCAACAUCAUGUACAGGCAGAUGAAGCAGGAGGAGCCUGAGAAGGAGAUCCUGACGGCGCUGGCCAUGAUCGAUCGGGAGAAGCGAGGGCUGAUCUCUGCUGCUGAGCUGAGGGCAAAGCUGACACGACUGGGGGAGAAACUGUCUGAGGAAGAGGUCGACGACCUGCUGAAAGAAGCCAAAAUCGGGCCAAAUGGCACAAUUAAAUACGAAGAGUUCACCCACACCAUUUGCCUCCCCCCAGUCGAUUACUGACAGCAGGAGGGGUUUGCGAGCAGCAAGACCUGCAACUUCUCUUCACUCCAUCCUUCCUCAUCACCACCUGCACUCAGGAAUCAUCAUUUGCCUUUGGGAACCCAGGGGCUGCCUUGGCUGCGCUUCCCCAGGACCCCAGAGAAGCGGUCUCUCAAAACGCGAGCUGAUAUUGAAAUAAAUGAGGUGUGACGUUCCCAAAAGCAUCGUGCUUCACACCACUUCUUAUCAUACAGCAAACCUACAGCCACGUCCUGCUGUGCUCACACUGCCAGGCCCUGCAGCCUGACCCAGCAGCAGAGCUCCCGGCCACAUGCUGCCAACAGCAGUGCUGCACAUAGAAGGGGUGCAGCUGGGCGCGAUGCCUGCUGGCUGCAGGGGAUGCUGCCAGCCUCAACGUGUGGCAGUUCUCAUUCCCCCCUCCUGCAGCGUUGCACUCUGCUCAGGUGCAGCAUCACACAGGUUGGCUCUGUGCUGUUCAGUUGCCCCUGCGUUCAGGCAGCACCUGGGUCUGCUGCUGAGCGCUGGGCUGGAACACAUUCCUGCAGGUGUCUGGCAGGGAAAACAGGCUAUGGAAACCCAGCUUUCCAUAAUAGCAAAAAAAAAAAACACACCACCAAGCAAAAACGCAUCUCUAGACUGCUCAAAGCUGAGGUGAUGCAGGGCAGUCAGUGUUCAUCCCACCUGCAGCAUGGCAGCACAGCUGAGGACUGAGGGCAGCACACAGCAGAGCCAUGAAGGCCGAGCAGGGCUGGACUCAGUGCACAUCCCCACCACCUCCUGCUGCCUCUCCCUCUUCUCAUUCAUUCUGCAGCAACCAACACUCCCUGCUCCAUCUGUGAGACAGCCAGCAGGUAAACCCUCACAGCAAGUCAGUGCAGUGCCUUCAGGCUCUCAAAGGCACGCAGCACAGCUCCAGCACCAUCACACAACCUGUGAAGUCAGGCAGGAACUCCAGCAGCACACCACUGCUUAGAAAGCAAAGCACCAGCAGGCUCUUCCAGCACCCCAGCAGCACGGCCACAGCUGCAAGGCAGCAGCAGGAAUCACCCCAUGCUACAGCAGCAAAGCAUUCCUGCUCACAGGGACCUGGGCCACCAAAGACCCCCAGCCCCCCCAGCCCCCACCCUGCUGCGUGUGGCUGUAGGAAACACAAUGUAGCUGAAUGCUUUUUAUUACAUCUAAAGAGUUCUACAUAAACAGGUAACAUUCAAUAGGUAAACCAUUUGUUUGUUUUUUUUUCCAAUGCAUAUAAUAAAUAUUUUCACUUGGUACUUUUAUACAAACUGACAUUGGUCUACUAUACAUCUUUAAAAGCCAUGUACUGGUUUGGCAUGCCGUAUGGAAACUAUGAGAAAGUUUUAAGGCAAUGAAUGACAGGUCUGAGUUAAUGGUCAUUUUAAUAUUCUGCUUAUAUACAUUUUUUUUUCCCUUUGUUAAUUAAAACAAUUAACAGCAGCACUUUGGGGGACCACCAGCAAUUUUCCCUUGUUAGAAAUCUAAGCUCUGUUAAAAAAAAGAAAGGAAAAAAACCCAAAACAGUUACACUGACAAAACAAAACCCUUUCUGAAUAUAUUUAAAAUGUGCUUCAAACCCUGAAAUGUGAACCCGCAGGGAGGAAUUCCCAUCCCACUGCUCUCCCCACAGCGCUGCGUAUGGGGGCCGCCCCACAGCCGCCCUGCAUGGGGGGCAGCAGGUCGGCCUGGAGCCACUACUGCAGCGCUGAUGGCGGCAGCACAACGCUCUCAAUGCAAGCUGUGCAGACCGCAGUUCCAAGCGGUGGUUUAUUCCCUUCCAACGCAGCACUGAUGCCCACCAGCACCCAAAGCCACGUCCAGCCCAUGCUGUGCACGCACCCUGACCCCACGCAGGGCUCCCACCCCCAGCCCUCCCCUGCAGGAGCUCAGGGAUGUGAACCACAGAGCGCGGCCGCCCAGCAUCAGCAGGCAGCGCUUUGCAGCUCUUCUCCUCAGCCACCCGACGGCGCGGAUCAGAGCUCCGUUUGCAGGGAACUUUGAGAACUCAGACUGAGACUCCUACCAAGUCACGUUAGCUGUGGUCAGAGGCACAGAGAUGAUCGACUAUACAGCACAGCCCAGCGUGAGACACCAACACUCAAAGCAUACGGGAUUCACACCGCAAAGAGUUUCGGGAACGUUUCUCUCCCUUCUUUGCAGAGCAACGAGGUCGGAGCCGGCAGCAGCAAACUGAGCAGCCUUCCUUCCCUCCGGGGCCACGCAGGAGGAGUGCAAGACAUCACCAGGCGGCCUCACUCUCCAGGCGCGGGCAGCGAGGUGCCGCAUCCUGUCUCACCACGCCUGCCACAAGCGGUCUGACACGUGAACGACAAGGAUUUCAAUAGCGUGGUGCAAACGGACGCAGGCUGCUCCUCUGCUCCUCUUCAGCACGCUGCUCAGUCAGUGGGACAUCGCCUCCCUGCGCUCUGCCAACGUCUCUGGCUGCUCUGCUUUACAAGAGGCGCGGAUGGGACGCGGCUGCUCUGCGGCACGGGGCAGCACGCACGGCUAAAAUGCACCAGACAUAUUCCUCAUGGGGCUUUAAUCACUUCGAAAUCAGACUGAGUUUAAAAAAUAAGUAUUUCCCAUUUUCUAUCCUUUUAUUUUAUUUUUUUUUUUAACUGACAUUUAAUAAAUUAUAAAAUUGGUGUAUGGUGAAAUAUAUAUAUAUAUAUCAGCCAGAUAUGUAUGAAAUACACAUGCAUGGGAAAAACUAUUUAACUCACUUUUAACUCACACACACGGAUCUAUAAAUACAUAUAUACACACACAUAUACAUAUAAACACAAACGUUUGUUUUCAAAAUUCAAGUCAACUAUUUAGUGGCAGAGGGAUGCUGUAAAAACACUAAAAACAAUUUUGAUGCCACAUAAUCAUGUGAACCUUUCAAAGAACCAUACAACUGAUCAUACAGCAAUACCUAAUGCUACUUGGAUUAACGUGUUUUUCUUCUUUUUUUUUUGUCAUUUUUCUCUUUUUUUUUUUUUUUUUUUUUCCUUUUUUAAUUAAUGCAAUAUUUUGAGACAACUUCAUAGGCAAAAGGUGGCCCUCGUCAAUGCUCAAAGCAAACUACAGCUGCAAUCAACAGCUUGGGACAUUAAAAACUCAGACAAGCAUCUGCUAACCUCUGUAUUCCUCACUCUCUUUCCUGAUAAACCUGUUACCUGCACUUUCAACCAGUUACAAAAAUAGUUUUCACACCAGAGGAAAUCAUUUCUCUCUGACGCGGACUUUGGGACACAAGAGAAUCACCUCCUUCCCUCCCCCUACUCUCACUUUAAAGAAUCUCCUGAAAAACUGCAUUCCAGCUAUUUACACGUUUCUCUGUAACAAGAACGGAUCAGCCCAAAUGAUCCACCAGCUCUUACAAAAAGAUUUUCCUAUGUCACACAUGGCUGAGAAAUAAAAAAAAAGAAGUGAAA
Molecule: messenger RNA, 3987 nt
Organism: Lagopus muta (rock ptarmigan)
Lineage: Eukaryota; Metazoa; Chordata; Aves; Galliformes; Phasianidae
Gene: CALML4
Product: calmodulin like 4
Exons: 5
Coding region: 89-550 (153 amino acids)
Cellular component (GO): myosin II complex
Molecular function (GO): calcium ion binding
Source: RefSeq, a predicted model, not a curated record